Messenger RNA from Cyclocybe aegerita, 1170 nucleotides. Lineage: Eukaryota; Fungi; Basidiomycota; Agaricomycetes; Agaricales; Hemipholiotaceae. The record is from the annotation of a GenBank genome assembly.
AUGGCGCACUAUUUCAGCAAUUUUCGAAUCCCGCCGUUCGGGCGACUACGGCGCAACACGGACACGUUGGUAGCGCACAUGAUACCGACGCAACCUCCCGAGGAGGAAGAACCUUUCAAACCUUUCAUACCACCCGGAUGCGAAGACGAAGACGAAGAGCUCAUGGAGCGCGAACAUGAAUUCGACAACGACGGCCCAGUGAUCCCGAACAAGCUGCUCGAGCUCAAAGUGUACCGAUACCGGUCGUCCAAGGACGCGUGGAAGCAUGCACCAACGGUGGGCAUGCGCAUAGAUCCGGAGAGGGAGGCGGAGCUCGACGAGCGCAAGCCGCCGAUGUCACAAGUGCGGAUCAUCACCUGGAACGUCGACUUCGCGGCGGCGCACCACGAGGAGCGGCUCACGGCAGCUUUGCGGCACAUCCAACGCGACGUCCUCAACGGUAAAGACAGCGACGAGGAGGGCAGCGCCCCCGAGCCAUGCUGCAUCCUGCUUCAGGAGGUGCUAGCGAGCGCGGUCCCACACCUCCUCCGCGACGCGUGGGUGCGCCGCUGGUUCGUCGUGACACCGCACACGCCCGCCAAGUGGCCCGAGGACGCGCGGUACGGCUCCAUCACGCUCGUGUCGCGCUCGCUCAGCAUCGCCGAGAGCCACAUACUGCAUUUUGGGCUCUCCCAUAUGGGCCGUGCGGCGCUGUGCGUCAAGAUCCGGCUGAGCGUGCCCGGCAGCCAGGAGAAGGUCGUCGUCGCGAUUGUCAAUACGCAUUUGGAGAGUUUGCCUCAAGGAGAGAUCGCACGCCCGAAGCAGCUUGAGAUGUCUGCGCGAUUUUUGAGGCUCGCGGGCGUGCAUGGUGGUGUUAUCGCUGGGGAUAUGAACGCGAUUGGGCCAAAGGACGCGAUGAUUGGGAAACAGCUUGGGUUGAGAGAUGCAUGGAGGAAGGGCGACAUCGACGCAGGGAAGACUUGGGGGUACCAAGGGAAUGACGGACACCCGCCAGGCAGACUGGAUAAAAUAUUCUACUUGCCUGGCAUGGCGUACAAAGUGGAUGAACCUAAACGCAUCGGCGUGGGCGAGAAGAUCAGGGACGGAACAGACCAAGCUAUGUGGAUUAGCGACCAUUACGGGUUGGAGACGACUCUCCGCCUCUCGAAGCCUCGUUCAAACUCGGCGUAA